AUGGCGCAAUCAACAAUCGUCUCCAAUGCUACCAACCUCAAGAAAUACCUCGAUCUGCCCCAGAAGGGCAAGGUCAUGGCCGAAUAUGUCUGGAUAGACGGUUCCAACGGCAUUCGCUCAAAGUCAAAGGUGAGCGCCCCCGACCUCUUUUUGUUUGGUCACCCAGCUUUCUUUUGCCCACUUUCCCUGUCUUCGCCGGUCAUUACCUGGACGGUGCGAGCGGCGCAAACGACGGGCAUUUUUUGCAUCCACGGCUGCGGCUGCAUAGGUCUGCCGGGUUGGCUACAGCAUGGCUUUUGCGCACAUUCGGCCUUGUGUGUGUGUGUGUGUGUGUGUGGUCGUAAUCGCCGCCAGUCGGUCGAUGUGGUGUGA
This is a messenger RNA of Plenodomus lingam JN3, 372 nucleotides long. The record is from RefSeq and is a predicted model, not a curated record. Lineage: Eukaryota; Fungi; Ascomycota; Dothideomycetes; Pleosporales; Leptosphaeriaceae.